AUGACAGAGAUAUUUAGUUAUGCUUGGAAUUCAAACGCUGGACCGAGUAAAUCAAACACUCUAAACCAAAACAUGGUUGCUUUAAGACCGAAGAAGCGUAAAGGUUCAAUCUUUUUACAAUCACCAUGGCACAAAGUCUAUCUACAAGAUUCAGAAUUAUGUCACAGCAUCAGUAUUUCGGAACAAGAAUGGACCCUUGCGACAAACACGCUAUGUGAGGAGGUCGAUCCAAAUGAGGUGAUAUCUCCUUCAAAGAGGAGACUUGUUGUAUCCAUAAAUCUUAUGCGACAACUUCUCCAACCGGCACCACCAUUGGUUUUCUCAGGCAACAAUACAUGUUUCAGCUAUGAGAUCAUGCUUUACUUUGUGCCGAGAAUCGCCCUCGGUGAUGCAUGUUCUCUCAAAUGCCACUCCGAUUUGGAUAAGAGCACAAAGCGUCCUACUUCCAAGACGGCUAGUUAUCAAGAUCAACAUAUUUUUUCACUUGUCAAAGCUUUCAUGGAGAAAAUGCAAAAGCUUGAGAGUGACUUCCAAAGCCGCGAGAGGAGUACCACAUCAAUAUUCGACAUCAUCUUAGAAAUCGAAGACCUAGAAAGAUUCUCUGUAAUAAACCGUCUUGCCAAGUUUCACAGUCGCGCAAAGACCGUUACAAGAUCAGUUCCGCAGAGAUGUGUUGUUGAAAUACAGAUGCCAAAGAACCUACCCGAGCCACUACACUGUCUUCCUUUGUAG
Molecule: messenger RNA, 732 nt
Organism: Arabis nemorensis
Lineage: Eukaryota; Viridiplantae; Streptophyta; Magnoliopsida; Brassicales; Brassicaceae
Source: the annotation of a GenBank genome assembly